UAUCUUUUCGGCGAAAGCGAGCGAAAAACAGAAAGAUGGAGCGUGUUCUCCUUCGCGCGGGCUCGGAGACUGCUUCGUCUCCUGCUUCCUCUCCCUUCGAUCUAGGGAUCUCCUUCGACCGAAAGCAAGCAGGUGUUGACCUUCAAUCAAAGGAAGACGAGAUCUUAGAGGAGAAAAAGUUGAACUCCAAUAUUCUACACCGAAGGUUCUGUGAAUGUUGCUCGCUCAUACAGUCGUCAACCAAUGUAGACCACCGCUCGCAAGUCGUCUUCGACCACCAUGGAUUGUCGUCUGCUCAUGAAGAAAUAUUUUACGGAGUUCCAACGUGUUUUGCAAAACAACAGUGUAUUUUGUGGAACAACGAUACGCUGUGCACCAACACACCUCGAAGACAGUUUACUGGAGUUCCAAUAAUUGUUUCCAACUGCAGUCACUCUCGACCAUUGUGUAAAAAAUAUUAUGCCGUGAAGAAUUAGGUAGUCCUUUCCCACAUGUGGGAGAAGGACUAGUGUAUAUAAUCACCAACUCAUAAUGGAUUGGCAUGAAUGGGCUAGGCUUUGUGGGUUUUUUUUUUUGAGUUUUUCACAUAAAAAUUUUUUGUGUCUCUACUACAUGUUACUUUUAUUGUUUUAGUGUCUGUUGGA
Messenger RNA from Phalaenopsis equestris, 644 nucleotides. RefSeq lists its product as uncharacterized. The coding region runs from base 36 to 476 and encodes 146 amino acids. The record is from RefSeq and is a predicted model, not a curated record. The transcript has 2 exons. NCBI's taxonomy places the organism in Eukaryota, Viridiplantae, Streptophyta, Magnoliopsida, Asparagales, Orchidaceae.